Phymastichus coffea is the source of this 1803-nucleotide messenger RNA. RefSeq lists its product as uncharacterized. The record is from RefSeq and is a predicted model, not a curated record. The transcript has 14 exons. NCBI's taxonomy places the organism in Eukaryota, Metazoa, Arthropoda, Insecta, Hymenoptera, Eulophidae. Bases 94 to 1581 code for a protein of 495 amino acids.
CGCAUUUACAAGUUCGACGAGAUUCUAGGAAACGUUUCGCGCGCAUUACAAACAAUUUACCGAGGAAGAUAGACAAGGGAAGGUGCGAGGAUAAUGCCCGUAAUCACCGAUGAGGAUGCUGUAAUGGACGAGCAAGUAAACAUUGCAACUCAGGCAAGUAAUGUCAACUCAGAUUCUCAAAGCUUGUCUGAGAAUUCGGAAGAACAGCAUUCGGCUCUCACACUUACCGGUUCCAAAAGACACCAGGAAUUUCCAGUUGAGGAUGGCUUAGAAUGCUCACCAAAGUAUCCUAAGCUGGAAAUUGUACAGAAAAGUUUUGAACCCAAAGAAGAUCGUAGGGUUUUCUGUUCUUUAGAUGAAUUCUGGGAUAGGUCUUUAAAUGCAGAAAAUAGGCAUCACAAAGAAAAUAUUCAUCCUAUCAAAAAUUUAUGCCAUUCUUCUGAAAAAAAUAUACAGCAUCAAAGUGAGAAAUCUGUGGUGAAAUUUGACGCUGACUCAAUAGCAAUAUUAUCACAAAGGAAAAUUUCAAAUAUUUUUGUACAUAAAAUAGAAGAAAAAAAAUUUCAUAAGACAAGUAACAAAUAUAAUAACAUCAAUGCUGUCGUAAAUUUAGAAGCUAAAAUAAAAAAGAACAGCUCACAAUUGUCUAAUUCAUCUGAAAAUACCACUGAUGAACCAGUGAGUCUAUUAUCGAUUCCUGAAAACUUAUCUUCAGUAGUAACUCAAGAGGAGUAUCUUCAUCAAGAAACAUCUGAUCAAACUGAAACAUAUAACAAUAACGCUGUUACUCAACAAGAAACUAUAGCAUCCAAUUAUCUUUAUACAGCUAUUAGUCACUCUUCAAGGCAACAUAAUUUGAAUAUUGAAUAUAGCAGCUCACAAGAUCAAAGUUCUCAGUCAUCACAAAGUAUUUACCAAGAUCAAAAUGAAGAUGGGCAAUCUAUUGGAAAUCAAAUUUACCCACCUAUGUUUUUAAGACAAAUGAUUGAUAAUGAAGUACCAAGUACAUCAAGUUUCGAAGAAAAUGAUUUGCGAUUAACGAUGUCAAGCUCAGAUCUAGCUCAGUUAUUACUUAGUUUGAAAUGUGAUUUGCAAAAGUUGACUGAGAGAGUUGAUCAAAACGAAGUAACUUUAAAAGCAAUAGUUCAUGGUAAUCCAACCAAUCUAUCAGUUUUAUUUACUCCAAGCUUUAAAGAAAAGCACAAUCUAAAAAUACCAUUUUCAAAACUUGAAGAUUUCCUGAAGUUUAAUGACGAUUUAUCUAAAAAUCAAAACUUUAGCAGAGACUUUGUCACUAGCUUAACUGAAUUUAUUGAUAAAAAAGUUACUCUAGCAAAAAAUAUUUUAAAUAUGAUUAAACCUUACAUGUCAAAAGAAGUAGUCAUAUUAUUUAAUGCUUCAAAGCCAGCACAAAAUAAGUUGGUACUGAAAGAUUAUUUCUUUUGCAAAUGCUUAUUACAAGCUACACAAAUAACAUUACAAGGGGAUAAAUUACCUUUAGAACAUGAAAAGGCUUUCAUGAAAAAUUUGGGUCAUGUAAUAAGUGGAGCUAGAGGCUGGCAUACUCACAGCAAAGAAUGAUCAUUAUAACAUGCGAAAAAAACAUUUCAAAUUUUUUUAUUAUCUACUUCGAUUUGAUGUUAUAUGUUUAUCAUUUGACAAAUAUUGAUUUGCGUAAAACAUAUUUAUUAUACUAAUUUAUACUUGAAAUAUUAAGUUUUCUGUGAAUUUUUUUAUUUUCUAUAAAUCAUACAUGAAAAGUUACUUCUAUUGACAAUGUUGUAGAUUUAAAUUUAAUGUACA